This is a messenger RNA of Cyclopterus lumpus (lumpfish), 4744 nucleotides long. It is a transcript of the gene ctdspl2b, whose product is annotated as CTD (carboxy-terminal domain, RNA polymerase II, polypeptide A) small phosphatase like 2b. Lineage: Eukaryota; Metazoa; Chordata; Actinopteri; Perciformes; Cyclopteridae. Gene Ontology annotation, molecular function: phosphoprotein phosphatase activity. The transcript has 13 exons. The coding region runs from base 379 to 1815 and encodes 478 amino acids. The record is from RefSeq and is a predicted model, not a curated record.
AAAACAUGCGGAGAAUAUUCAGUCAGAACUGGAUCAAUAUACUGUUGACGUUUUUGAACAUUCAGUCCUCUGUCUUAAUCAAAGCCUUGAGGAAGGUAGUCCUCGCUGCAGCCUGACGGGUGUUUUUCAGAGGUAAGGGGGUGUGUCUGUGUCCCAUACGGGUAUCUGCCUUCAAGAGACUGAGCAGAGGCGGGAAAUGGCGCCUGGCAACACAACGAUGUGUCGUUUCUGAGACGGCCCUUGAGUAGCUGGACAGAAAAAGUCGGAUCGGAGCACGAAAACAAGCACUACCAGUCAGAAGUGAUGGUCAAUCGGUAUUGAGUUUCUAUCGCCAGACACUGCGGAUCGCUGUAAACCUUACAUGUGACUGCUAAAACAAUGAGGCUGAGAAUGCGUAAGGCUUCUCAGCAGCCGAACCCCAGUCUGGCAAGCCGCCCAGCCCAUACCAAGCGGAAGCAUUCAGAAGUAGAAGAGGACACGCCUACUAGUGGAGGGAGGGGCUUGUUCUCCACCAUCAAGAAGUUCAUCAGAGGAAAUGCUGUUAAGGUGCAGCAGGAGAGCCCAGCCAAGAAGACACGCCUCCACUGUGAUGUGGACAAUAACCUGAUCACCUCUACAACCCCAAACACCAAUACACCCCGUAAGACUAUCAGCAGGGUUGGCCGGAGAGGCUCCCUGAAUGGACAGGCAACCAAUCAUGACAGAAGUAAGGAGAAGCCCAAUGGCAGUGUGGAGGAGACAACGGCCGUUGAGUUGCCCACAAGCCCUCCCAGAUCCACCCUUCUUGGGACCAUCUUUUCACCCGUUUUCAACUUUUUCUCACCAGCUAAAAAUGCCUCAACUGGCUCAGACUCCCCAGACCAGGCCUUGGAGGCUGAGGAGGUCGUCAAGCAGCUGGACAUAGAGCAAGAUGUGGAGACGCCCAGCAGCACAGCCACAUCCACACAGGAACUGUGUGCUGCCACCACUAACUUCUACUCUAGUGUGUCACAGCUGCCACCUAUGCGGCCUCCUCACAUCCCUGAGGUUUCUCCCACAGCAAGGGAAGAAGAGCUCUGUGCUGAUGCUGACCUUCCUCCCCUCACAGCUCCAGGCUCCAGUCCAGAUAUGGCAUAUGUGGACUCUCCGCCUGCUACAGUACCAACGGAGGCAACCUAUGAGGAAGACUGGGAAGUCUUUGACCCAUAUUUCUUCAUCAAGCACGUCCCUCCACUGACAGAAGAGCAGCUCACUCGUAAGCCGGCCUUGCCACUGAAAACGCGCAGCACGCCUGAAUUCUCUCUGGUGCUUGACCUGGAUGAAACAUUGGUUCACUGCAGUUUAAAUGAGCUGGAGGAUGCAGCACUUACCUUUCCUGUCCUCUUUCAAGAUGUCAUUUACCAGGUGUAUGUGCGCUUGAGGCCGUUCUUUAGAGAGUUUCUGGAACGCAUGUCUCAAAUCUAUGAGAUCAUCCUUUUUACCGCCUCUAAAAAAGUGUAUGCAGACAAACUGCUUAACAUCUUGGACCCUAAAAAGCAGCUAGUGAGACACAGGUUGUUUCGUGAGCAUUGUGUCUGUGUCCAGGGAAACUACAUCAAGGACCUCAACAUCUUGGGCAGAGACCUGUCAAAGACGAUCAUCAUUGACAAUUCACCGCAAGCCUUUGCAUAUCAGUUGUCCAAUGGGAUUCCCAUAGAGAGCUGGUUCAUGGACAGGAAUGACAAUGAGCUGCUGAAGCUGGUGCCCUUCCUGGAGAAGUUGGUUGAGAUGAAUGAGGACGUGAGGCCGCAUGUUCGGGAGAGGUUCAGGCUUCACGACUUGUUGCCCCCUGAUUGAACUUGACCGCAGUCUCUCGGAACGGGACAACAUGAAAAGACUGGGAACAACAUGCGUGUAAAAAGCCCCUCUUUGGAUUACAAACUACAACAUUGCCAUUACUGUUAAAAUGUUAGCCUUUCUUUUUUUUUAAACUAAAACAUUUUUUUUUAAAUCUGGGUGAAACUUUUUAAAUGUUUAGAUGAAAUUACCCAUGCUAUGAACAAGCCCCAGGUAAACUCGUUUUUUUGACGGACUUUCCAGCUGUGGAGUCAGAUGUCUCCUCCACAUUAACUUCUGAAGUCUUGGUGCUGGUUUAGUGGAGAUGAAAAGGCAACCUGGUCAAGAGGAACUCCCCCCGACUGAGUCCCUGAACCCAAAACAACCCCUGGUGCUCACGCUGUUGACGAAUAUCCACACUCUGUGGCUAUAGAACUUUUUCAGCAGGAAUGACUGGCCUGUAAAUCAAUCUGUGCAUGUAUGUUGACUCUUACCCGUGCAAACACGCGCACACACACACACACACUGAUUUGGUGUUUGACAAACCUACAAUCUGUAGCCUUUACAAUCAUAUGCAUUCCUCCGUAGCCGAGUCAAGUUUCUAUUGUUGGUUGCAGUUUUUUGCUGGUAAAACUGGUGUUUCAUUGUAUAAAAAAAAAAAAAGAUAGCUUUUCAAAAUGUUUUCCUUCUGUAAGAUACGAUGUUUUAAAAGGGUUCUCGUAAGUUUUUUUUUAUUGUAAGCCUUUUUCCUACUAGGAGAACAUGGGUGCAUAUUAAUGACAGUCCACUGCAUCGUCAAACACAAUUUAAUUGUACCAAGACUUAAAGUAGAGUUUGUUCUCAUUCUAACAAAUGGAGGUUUGACGUGUUGGCAUCACUGUGGACACAACAUGGCUCCUUAUUUAAAUGUUAGGAUUACCUUACCUGUAAAUCUGACAGAUUGUAAAGGUUUAAGGGCAUUCGUUUUCAAAGUGACGUGUCAACAUUGGCCUUUCUUUAAUAUUAGUAUUUGAUUUGUAUAAUCAGUAUUGUCUUUAACUCCUAAUCAAGUAUUUGGGCUAAAAUCAGAGCUCGGUUUCUUUCAGUUGUGUAAUUUGAUGGCUAUAUCGGUAGCAUUAUGACUAAUGUAGCACAUCUCUGCCAGUGUGUCAUAAAGUCUACCCAUGGUAGACAUCUAUGGCCAGACCCUGUACCAGCCAUAUUUGGCACCAGCAACAUACUGUUGUAAUGGUCAGCUUCCCUGACUGCUCCUCUACAUGUUUCAUGUUUUUUUUACUUUGUAUUUUUAAGCUUUUUUUUCUAUUUUGAUUUUUUUUUUUAUGUUUAGUGCAGUUUUAAGCAAUGUGUUUUUAAGAAUGGUAACUAUAUGAAUGUGUUUAUGCCUGAAAUCAGCCUGGACACUCGACUUUAGACAAACUGACAUUUUACUCUGUUGUUUCAACUUAAUUUAUUUGAUAGUGAGACAAACAGUAGGCAGAAAUGUAGAAGUAUUGUUAGCAUCCUAACCUGGGACGGAAAGCUCAAUGCCUGACUAUCUUCUGUCAUCGCCCAAACACUCAAAAGUUGACUUGAAUCUCUGUGACAAUUUGGCAUGUGUUGUUGAACCUCGUUCAGUUUGAAGCUAAGUGCAUUUUUUAUUUUUAUUUUUUAAAGCAAAUGUGAGUGUUUUGGAUUGGUCUCAGUUGCCUGUACAGUGCCAUAAGCUUCCACACUUUAUAAUCCCCCGUCCCCCCUCAUGGCAUUUCCUGCGCUCUCACCCCCAAAAUGUUUAGAUGGAAAGAGACAAUCAGACCUCAAAGCUCUGCAGGUGGUGAACCCUGGAGACACAGCCAUCCCAUCCCCUCUUUCUUUUCUUUUUUUUCUCUCCCUGUGUGCUGUACAUGUUGUGUACUGUGAUUUCAUUAAGUUUCCCCCCCCGCCCCCCAUCAUUAAUUUACCAGGUGAGUCCUGAUGUGUUUCUUUUGUCACCCGGAGUUAGUAGCUCUUCAGAAAUUAAAAUUUUGUGUAUUAAAGUAAAAUUGUUACAGGGCACAAUGGUGAUUGCUCAGACAUACUGUUUAUAAGGUCACAUGUCCAGACUAUGAAUGUAAAUUGUACAUGGGGUGAAGUCUUAAGUGUUUAUUUUUUCCAAAUACCUUGUUUUGUUCUCUACGUCAACUAACAAAGAGGAUUCGUGGCAACUCGUGUCAGCGGCAAGAACAAUGUGAAUGAAAGAGGAAACAUGUCUCGGGGUCCCACCAAGGUUUGCCCCCACCCCCACCCACCUCCAUGACCUCUCACCCUCCUGAGUGCCAUCCUCCAGUAUGCAAGCCUCACUUUGAGUGUGCGAUGUAGCCCAGGUGUGCUCGGCCCCUCAGUGGAAAUGUAUAAUUCUAUCUCACCGCUUGUUUCUAAACGAUCGUUGGGAGGCGUUUGAUACUUUUAAUCCAGCUCAUUUUUAUGUGCAUUACCAGUUCAUUGUACACUGAGUGUUGAACAAUACAUGCAGCGUCAUGGUUUAAAAAAAAGUCCUUAAAGUAAGGGAAAUCUUUUUGUAUUUUUUAUUUCAAAAGGCAUGUCAUAUCUUUUUAAAUGUAUUAAUGAAGAUUUAACUACAUCAGAUGGAGUGUUUUUUUCUUUUCUUACAAAUAUCUGUAUGUUUAGUUUAGCGCAAUGUCACUGAACGGUUAAACUUAGCAUGUAGAGAGUACCGCCUGCUUUGUGGGAAAGUCCUGAAUUAAAUUUUAAUCAUGGCACUUUUUCUGCAGAAAAGAGCAAUCGUGUUAAUGAUUUUUUUUUUCUCCCUCGAAUAUCUGUUAAGACAUUUUACUUGCAAGAAUGGCUAAUUUUGCUUAAGAUGUAUUUAAAAAUGUUUUAAGACAUCUUUGUUAGCCGUCGGGCUAUAUGAUAUUGUGUGUGUGUAUAUGUACAGUUACAUUGAAUUUCUAAAAACAAAGUUUUAAAGUUAAAA